Molecule: messenger RNA, 3741 nt
Organism: Haplochromis burtoni (Burton's mouthbrooder)
Lineage: Eukaryota; Metazoa; Chordata; Actinopteri; Cichliformes; Cichlidae
Gene: spartb
Product: spartin b
Exons: 8
Coding region: 219-1904 (561 amino acids)
Biological process (GO): cell division; negative regulation of BMP signaling pathway
Cellular component (GO): plasma membrane
Source: RefSeq, a predicted model, not a curated record
GGCACGUCGGGUCGGUCGUGGAACUUUUGCUUUGAAAGGUCAGUAAUGACCUCAUGACACCACUAGGCUCUCCUUUACUUUAGGGAGUCGUCCAGCAGCGAAGUCUAGUUUAUUUACUCAGGUUGCCGAUUGAAGUUAUCACUCUUUGCUAGCUAGGAGGAACGUUAGCAGGCCAAUUAAUAAGCUGUUCUUUGGUGUUUUUCCGCUCUCUAAGAGCAAUGGAGAAAGCUAAACAAGAUGCAUUUGAUAAUGCCAGACUUCAAGUGAUCAAAGAUGGCUAUGAAAGGGCCUUCGAGUGCAUCAAUAAAGGACUCACUGCAGAUGAAGCCGGAGACAAGAGUCAGGCCCUGGAGCUCUACAAGAAAGGACGACAGCACCUUCUUAGGGCUAUCAGUGUACCUUCGAAGGGGGAAGAGUGUGUUGGCAACUCCUGGGAAUCAGCAAGGCAGAUGCAGCAGAAGAUGCAGGAGACCCUGAACAACAUCACCACCCGCAUGGCCAUACUAGAGACCAGCUCUGACUCUGAAUCUGCAGUAUCUGCCCCUGAUGCAACAAGCAUUUCUGCAAAAGGUCUCUACCCAGGACUUCCCACCACAGAGAAGCCAGUACGGCCGCCUCCACCAGACAUUCCUUCUGCUAAUGGUCAGCCAGCUAGAGCUGUAGGAGGUUUGCCUCCAAGCAGAGGAGUGGGUCUACCCCUCUCACCUACCAGACCCUCUGCAGUUCCUGCCGAACAGCCUCCAGCCUACUCUCCUCAGGCAGCCGAUGGUCACAUAUCAGUCUCAUAUGGAACAGAUUCAGGGGAGAUGUCAUUGGUCGGGGAAGAGUUCUACAGUCAUACAUCUAACUCGACACCUUCCCCUCAGAGCAUAGGUGAAGAUGGAGAGGAGCUGCUGUACAUUCCCAACGGUGUGCAGAUAUUUUUUGUCACACCUGAGGGGCAAGUGAGCGCUCCCUCAUACCCCGGCUACCUGCGGCUGGUGAGGUUUACCAGCGAUCACUCAGACAGAGUGCCUAAUCGACCACCAGCAUUUCUGCAGGUGUGUGACUGGCUGUACCCUCUCAUGGCCAUGAACUCUCCAGUGUUACUCUGUAACACUGGUGUGUUUAUGUUUCCGGACAUGAUGGCACCAGCUCCAGGGUAUUAUGUGGGAGUGGUUUUGUCCUCUGAGCUCCCUGCUACAGACAGAGGACUGUUUCAGGACCUGUUGUCCCAGAUGACAGAUCUGAGGGUUCAGGCUCCAGAAGAAGCUGCAGAUACCAUUAAUCUCAGCCAGAAGGUGUCUAUUGAUACACCUGAGCAACCAGCAGAGGCUCCUGCAGAGACUCCAGCAGAGACUGAAGAGGAAAAGACUUUACCUGAAUGGAGUGAAAAGGUGGCAAACGGGAUCCUGACAGGUGCAUCCUGGCUAAGCUGGGGACUGGUCAAAGGAGCUGAGUACACAGGCAUAGCCAUUCACAAAGGGGCAGCUAAACUCAGAGAACAUAUCACUCCAGAGGACAAACCCACCCCCGUCAGCCCCACAGUCACAAAAGGCCUCCAUGUUGCCAAGCAAGCUACAGGAGGAGCUGUCAAAGUCAGCCAGUUUCUAGUGGAUGGCGUGUGUUCUGUUGCUAGCUGCGUGGGUCGAGAGUUGGCUCCACAUGUGAAAAAACACGGAGGCAAGCUGAUCCCAGAGUCUAUGAAGAAGGAUAAAGAUGGGCGUUCCAACAUUGAUGGAGCCAUGGUGGUGGCUGCAAGUGGUGUGCAAGGAUUUGCAACCAUGUGGACAGGUUUGGAAGUAGCAGCAAAGGACAUAGCUACAAGUGUAGCUUCAGAAACAGUGAGCACCGUAAAACACAAAUUUAGGGGUCUACAAAACAACUCUGACACUCCUAAUGAGACAAAGUGUAAUUUUUCCUGAUUCUCCGCAACUGUUUAAUUCUUUUCACUUCUAAUUGUGCACAUAACACAAGCUUCUGGGUUUUUGUUUUUUUUUUUGUUCUCUUUAACAAAGCACUCUUCAGCCCUAUGCUGUACCAGUUCACUCCCUUUUCUUGUGUGCCAAUUUGGAUUACGGGGCCUCUUUAAGUGAUUCCAUUGAUUUCUAACAGUGUUUCUGAAGGAAAUGUUAUAAUUGACAGUAUUUUCAUCCUGCCUGCCUCAACGGGUUCUCGUGUUCUAAGAAAUUCUGCAAAAUGGUUAUCAGAUAUCUUCACAUCAGAGUUAAAAACUGGUUUCAGGAGGGAAAUUCUUAAAAUGUUCUUUUAAUGAUGAAAAUCUGCCGUACUGUUUCUUUCUUUGAAUACGUUUUGGCUUCGUUAGGCAUCCCUGGGAAAUCACUAAGCUGGACUCUACAGUAUUACAUUUGCUUUGUUUUUGCAUGCAUGUGUCAAUACAAGUUGAUUUGGUUAGAAUUUGUAAAUGAAAUUGGCCAAAAAAGAUCUUCCCAUCUGCUUCCAAUUGGGUAAAAUUGCCUAUAUUCUGGCAAACAAAUGUAUUUAUUCCAGAUUGCACACUUGCAUGCACUUGCAACCCUCACUCCCUCACAGAAAUUCACUCGACGCAUGAUGGCAUCUUUACAGUCUUUGCACUACAUAUUAAUUAAUUCUUCCCAUACCCUCUUCUCCCCGCCUCUCGCUCUGACCUCUCACUCAAUCUGACUCUGAAGGUACGGAGCAGCGGCAGGACAAGCCACAGACCACGCUGUCAAUUCUGCCAUUAAUGUCGGUAUCACUGCCUUCAAUGUUGACAACCUGGGGAUCAAAGCUGUGGUGAAAAGGACUGGCAGGCACACAGCGCAAGCACUUUUGGAAGACUACAAGAUUCAGAAAAAACCUGAAAAUGGGACUCAAGUGGAGAAGUUGGAGAAAUAGCUGGUAGUGUCCUGCCUCAUUCCCACAGCAAUGCCUUAAAACAAAAUUUGUAAUUUCUAUUAAAUCAUUCUAUAUUUAAUAUUCUUUAUUUAUAAAACCUGGUUCUAGAUUUACAAGGUAACUACUGAUUAUAUUCAUAUCCUAUAGUUUGAUACUGCUUGGAACUUGCACUUUAAUAUUUAUGUAAUACAGGAAGAUUGGACCUAAAUGUGAAGGACCUGAAAAUUAUAUAAUACACACCAAAAGAUUAAUUAUAAAUGAUACAAUAUCCUACAUAACAUUUAAUUCAUUUUGAACUGUUUAACACUGCUGUUUGUAUGAAGAAAGCUUUGUUCUUGAAUAGAGACAUAAUUAUUUAAUAUGCAUUUGUGUUUCCCAUAAUAGCAAAUGUGUUUUAAACAAAAGAUGAUGAAAUAUAUGUGUGCAUAUUUACUUUCACAUAUAUUUAAGACCAAAGUAAUACCAGCUGUACUGUUUCACUAUGGUGUUGAAAAUGUCAAGUUAUCUCUGCUUCUAACUGUGCCUUCAAAUAUCAAAUGAUAAUGUUAAAAAUUAAUAUUUCAAGCUCCAAAAUUUGACUAAAACGCAACAGAUUCUGGACAAGUAUGUAGUCUCUCUAUACUCAAUCAGUAACCAGUAAGAUGUAAAUGCAUCUCAGGAGUCUAAAAGAUGUUGUGCUCCAGUCUGCAGGGCUUGCUUCUGUAUUUUCGACUUAGUUGUAGCCAUGUUAUUUUUAAAUGUGGCUUAUUGUAUUUCAUAAAAAAUUCACUGUAAUAUGUAAACAAUAUAUCCCGAAGAGUAUUUGUAAUGUUUAAAUGGCCUCUAGUUGCACAUUGAGAUUUUGUUCCCAGCUGAAUUACUCAAUAAAGAUGAAGACUAAAUGAA